Didymodactylos carnosus is the source of this 207-nucleotide messenger RNA. The record is from the annotation of a GenBank genome assembly. Lineage: Eukaryota; Metazoa; Rotifera; Eurotatoria; Philodinida; Philodinidae.
AUGACACUUACGGUUUUGAAUACCAAUUGCUUUGCUUAUAAAGAUAAAUAUUAUAAACAAAUUCAUGGUGGUGCCAUGGGUUCCGCAUUUACACAAGUUUUAGCUAAUAUUUAUAUGUUAGAAUGGGAAGAAGAUUUAAUUCAACAUCAAGCAAAACAUGGAGAAAUUUAUGGCAGGUUUGUUCGAGGAAAUAAAUUUCCUAUCUGA